Camelina sativa (false flax) is the source of this 319-nucleotide messenger RNA. RefSeq names its product polyadenylate-binding protein 4. The record is from RefSeq and is a predicted model, not a curated record. NCBI's taxonomy places the organism in Eukaryota, Viridiplantae, Streptophyta, Magnoliopsida, Brassicales, Brassicaceae. Gene Ontology annotation, molecular function: RNA binding.
AUGAAGAUUAAAGACGCGGACCACUGCCCAUAUUGGCAUAUUGCCAUUGAUGAGAAUAGAGUCAGAAUGUCAUUGCUCUCGCCCGCCUCACAGCCAUAUGACGACAAGCAUGAGUCUAUAAGAUCGGUUCUAGCAAAGGAUUUUAGAGGAGAGUCACGAGGAUUUGCUUUCAUUGAGUUUCAAACCGAGGAUAGUGCUGGACGAGCCAUGGUUCACUUCAACGGAAGGUUAAUAGGUCAGAAGAUUCUAGACGUUGAGAGGACACUCACGGUCGAAGAAGGUCGAGGCAUAUGAUAUGAUACUCUCACGUGGGUUACAG